Molecule: messenger RNA, 591 nt
Organism: Dipodomys ordii (Ord's kangaroo rat)
Lineage: Eukaryota; Metazoa; Chordata; Mammalia; Rodentia; Heteromyidae
Gene: Lim2
Product: lens intrinsic membrane protein 2, 19kDa
Exons: 5
Coding region: 70-591 (173 amino acids)
Cellular component (GO): plasma membrane
Molecular function (GO): structural constituent of eye lens
Source: RefSeq, a predicted model, not a curated record
CGGCUCAGUCUGCACAGAGGGGCUGUGGCGGAAGGAGGGCUCCACACGGGCUCUGCCACGCAGGUCACCAUGUACAGCUUCAUGGGUGGCGGCCUCUUCUGUGCCUGGGUGGGGACCGUGCUGCUGGUGGUGUCCACGGCCACGGACCACUGGAUGCAGUACCGGCUGUCGGGGUCCUUCGCCCACCAGGGCCUGUGGCGGUACUGCCUGGGCCCCAAGUGCUACCUGCAGACGGAGAGCAUUGCCUACUGGAAUGCCACCCGGGCCUUCAUGAUCCUGUCAGCGCUGUGCGCCACGGCGGGCAUCAUCAUGGGAAUCCUGGCCUUCGCGCAGCAGUCCACCUUCACCCGCCUCUCCCGGCCCUUCUCUGCAGGCAUCAUGUUCCUGGCCUCCACCCUCUUCGUCCUGUUGGCCUUGGCCAUUUACACUGGUGUCACCGUGAGCUUCCUGGGCCGGCGCUUUGGGGACUGGCGCUUUUCCUGGUCCUACAUCCUGGGCUGGGUGUCUCUGCUGAUGACCUUCUUUGCAGGGAUUUUCUACAUGUGCGCCUACCGCAUGCAUGAGUGUCGCCGCCUGUCCACCCCGCGCUGA